AUGUCAAACACAUCCGACCGUGCCCCUGUGGCUGAUCAGGCCGAGCUCAAUGCCUGGUUCCCGUCCAAGUACUCUCUCACACAGUACACUUCCCCCAAAACCGACUUCGACGGCGCCGACUAUCCUAAUGCCUACACUGGUGGGAAAUGGAAGGUUCUCCUCAUUGCCACCCAGGAGCGCUACCUCAGGAUGGCUGGCGGCGAGUUCUUCUCCACCGGCAAUCAUCCGGUAGAAACGCUGCUGCCAAUGGUCCAUCUUGAUGCCGCCGGCUUCGACAUUGACAUUGCUACCCUAUCCGGCGCCCCCGUCAAAUUUGAAGUAUGGGCGUUCCCCAAGGAAGACGAAGCAGUAAAGAAAAUCUACGCCAAGUACGAGGACAAGCUCCGUAGCCCGCUCAAUCUACAGGACAUUUGGGGCAAGGACGGUUUCACCAGCGAGACGCCGUACCUGGGCAUCUUCAUCCCGGGCGGCCACGGCGCACUCAAUGAUGUACCCUUUUCCAAACUCGUCGGAGACAUCAUCCGCUGGGCACACGAUAACCAGAGGUACUAUCUUACCUUGUGCCACGGUCCCGCGAGCAUGCUGGCCGCCAACGUGGGCAAACCCGAAGGAAGCAAAUACAUAUACGACGGGUACGAGAUUGUGGUGUUCCCGGACUCGCUGGACACUGGUGCGAACAUUGACAUGGGUUAUAUUCCCGGCAAGAUGCCGUGGCUUAUGGGCGAAGAACUAAAGAAACUUGGUGUCAAGCCACUCAACGAGGACAUGACUGGGCAAGUUCACCGGGACAGGUUUCUUCUUACGGGUGAUUCGCCCCUGGCCUCAAAUGCAUUGGGCAAGCUUGCUGCCACUACACUGCUUGAGGAUGUGGCCAAACGUGGUUGA
Molecule: messenger RNA, 885 nt
Organism: Metarhizium acridum CQMa 102
Lineage: Eukaryota; Fungi; Ascomycota; Sordariomycetes; Hypocreales; Clavicipitaceae
Cellular component (GO): cytoplasm
Molecular function (GO): glyoxalase III activity; protein deglycase activity
Source: RefSeq, a predicted model, not a curated record